GAAAUAUGGAUGUAAAGCAGAUUUGUUAAAGCACCGAAAGUCAGUUCACGAACGUCGCAAAGAUUAUUCAUGUGAUAAUUGUGAGCAUAAAUUUGCGUUCAAAUCGAGUUUAAUAAUGCACCAUAAGACAAUACACGGAGGUCAGAAGAAUUUUACAUGUGACAAGUGCGAAAAGAAAUUUCGACGUAAGGAGUAUUUGCUUCUCCACCAAAGAACAGUACACGAAGGCCGGAGAGAUAUCACAUGUGACCGAUGCGAAAAAAAUUUUGGAUAUAUAUCAUCUCUGCUCAUACAUCAAAAGACAGUUCACGAAGGUCGCAGAGAUUUCGCAUGCGACAAGUGCGAGAAGAAAUUUGGAGCUAAAAGGACGUUACUCAUUCACGAAAGAACAGUCCAUGAAGGUUGUAAAGAUUAUGCAUGUACCAAAUGCGAGACGAAAUUCACGCAAAAACAGAGUUUGCUCGCCCACCUAAGGACAAUUCAUGAUGGUCGGAAAGACUACGCAUGCGACAAGUGUGAGAAAAAAUUCGGACAUAAAUCGCAUUUGCUCUCCCACCAAAGAAGGCGUACAGACUGCGCUUGA
This is a messenger RNA of Trichogramma pretiosum, 583 nucleotides long. Its product is annotated as oocyte zinc finger protein XlCOF15-like. The record is from RefSeq and is a predicted model, not a curated record. Bases 116 to 583 code for a protein of 155 amino acids. Lineage: Eukaryota; Metazoa; Arthropoda; Insecta; Hymenoptera; Trichogrammatidae. The transcript has a single exon.